This is a messenger RNA of Hemibagrus wyckioides, 3501 nucleotides long. RefSeq names its product opsin 4.1 (gene opn4.1). Gene Ontology annotation, molecular function: G protein-coupled receptor activity. The transcript is spliced from 4 exons. Bases 1802 to 3298 code for a protein of 498 amino acids. Gene Ontology annotation, cellular component: membrane. NCBI's taxonomy places the organism in Eukaryota, Metazoa, Chordata, Actinopteri, Siluriformes, Bagridae. Gene Ontology annotation, biological process: G protein-coupled receptor signaling pathway; visual perception. The record is from RefSeq and is a predicted model, not a curated record.
AAGAUUUACACUUACAGGCUGGUGCACUCUGGGUUCUAACAAACAGUGCUGGUUAUUGUAGCUCACACUACUUCACACAGCCCGAUAGAGAAGGCACAUACAUUAAUUCUACUUUAUGUACUGAAAAUCCAUGGUUUUUUUUGUUUUGUUUAAAAAAUCAGAACUGCGAAAGAGUUCCAUCUGUAGUUAGCGUGAAGUGGAUUUGGGGUGACCCUCAGGAGCUAAAAGCAUCAUGGAGUCAACAAUGACACAAAGCCAGUUGGACGAGGUGGAGAAAUUACUGACCAGUAUAAUCUGCAUGUUCAAUAAGUAUUCCCAGUCUGAGGCAUUGCUCACAUUAGUUGAGGAACCCCAAUCUGAGCAGGCUAUGAUGCUCACCUAUGACCCGGCUCGGCCUAUCAGUCCCGUCACUGAGGCAGAUGUAUGGAGGUCUGUAGGAUUCUGCUUGGCCAACACUGAAACUAUACUUUAUGACGCAUCGUUAUUGAAGGAAAAUGAGAAAUCAAAGUGUGAGUAAGAUCACUGGAUGUCUUUCAGUAAAGCUGAUUGCUUUAAACCAAAAAUACAGAGUGAGUGUCUGAGUCUAAGUCUUAUGUUGUCGGACACAAGGUCAUGUUGCCCAUGUUAACGUUAAUCAUGAUCUUAAGAUCAUAUUCUUUUUCCUGGUCUCUCAAAGGUGCUGAUAUUGGUGCAGACAUGGUGUAAGAAGAUGUGUAAUGAAGAUACUACAACUGUGAUGUCUAAUAAACCUGGGCUGCUAUAUUAAUCAUAUACCUUGAUUUAAUGCUAUAGGCUUGGCUUAUCUCCAGGCAUUGUGGUGCCACCUCCUGGUUCGUUUAAGCCUGUCUACAUCCCUGCUAUCAUCAACAUCAAUGCUAUAAAAAUCCUCCUAAUACUUUUGUUUUAAUUCUAAAAAGCAGAGGACUAAAUCAUUCGUGUUCAUGGUGUUGCGUUUGUCUAGUAUUUCUAUUUUUCUAACUGGAUGAAGUGAAAUUUAAUACCACAUUGAAUUUCUAUACAAUAGCAUGUUAUUCUAACUCAAUACACACUUAACAUCCCUAAUACAUGUUUAAAGUCUGUUUGUUUGUUUUUUUAAUAUCUAUUUCAGUUUAUGUUUGUAAAUUGAGAUUUCUGAGAUUUUGGGAUUUCUGAGACUUUCCUGGAAAUCGAGGAUAAUGUUCAGGUCACUAAGCACUUCUUAAAAUAACGGAUGUUAAUUACAGGACUAAAUGCUCUGCUUUAAUUGAUUCAGCUCACUACAACCACUCAAACGAUCUAUUUAGCUUCAUUCUGGGUCAGAAAGUUGUCGUUUUUCCAUCCGUGGCUCUUUAUGGCUUCAAUUUUAACCGGAAACCCAAGUGCUAGUGACAGUUAGUCAGUUAAUGACUCCUAAAAUCCAUAGUUUGUCAUGGUCUACUUUUUCCUUUUGCUGUAAUAGUCUGGUUCUUUGCCAGAUGACGCACACAAUUUUGGGUAAACCAUAUAUUGAUGGUAAACAAAUGUGUGCAUGCGUGUGUCGUUUGUGGACAGGCGUGAUUCUGAGUUUGAUUCUAUUUUUAAAUCUUCAUCCUAGGUGAGAACAUCAAUCCAUAGAUGUAAAAUCAGACUCUAGAACACAAAUCAAUUAGCAUUCUGCAUGCAAUGAUCAAUAUGCAUAUAAAAAGCUAAUGCUGAAGACAUUUCACUCAGCUUGAAAGCAGGAUGAGAUACUUUUUUUACACUUUCCAUCAAAUCUUCUUUUUUUGUCUUAAAUAUACGUUAUAUUUUGGACCAAUCCUGGUGAAUUUUUGCAUUCCCCAAGAUGAACCUCCAUUCAACUCAAAGUGUGUAUCUCUGCCACCCGGGGGACUCUAACUGCACGGCUAUGUUUAAAGAGUCUCUGAGUGCUGAGAACUACAAGAUGCAGCACGAACCGUCCCAUGGGCCAACCCCCAUCAUCCACAACGAUUUUUCACACCUGUUUCCCACCGUGGAUGUCCCGGAUCAUGCUCACUACAUUCUCGGGACGGUCAUCCUCAUGGUGGGGAUCACAGGAGUAAUAGGAAACGCUCUGGUCAUUUACGUGUUCUGUCGCAGCCGUCCACUACGUACACCAGGGAACAUGUUGGUAGUCAACUUGGCUGUGUCUGACUUUUUCAUGUCACUCACACAGUCGCCUGUGUUUUUUGUGGCCAGUCUGCACAGGCGUUGGGUGUUUGGUGAGCUUGCAUGUGAACUGUAUGCCUUCUGUGGUGGACUUUUUGGGAUCUGUUCCAUGAUGACUCUAACAGCUAUAGCUGUCGACCGCUGCCUCGCCAUAACCCGGCCUCUUGCUUUGCUGGGUCAGGUCAAUCAAGGCAGGACUGGUACAGUGCUCACCCUGCUAUGGCUCUAUGCUCUGGGCUGGAGUCUACCUCCUUUCUUCGGCUGGAGCGCAUAUGUUCCAGAGGGUCUGCAGACCUCCUGCUCUUGGGACUACAUGUCGUUCACGCCGUCGGUGCGCACCUACACCAUUCUUUUGUUCAUAUUUGUCUUCUUCAUGCCUCUGAGCAUCAUUGCUGCCUGUUACCUGGCCAUCUUCCGAGCCAUUCGAAAAACCCGCAGAGAGGUACGACGGCUUGACUCCGGUGAGACGCAUAAGGUGCUCGAAUGCAUCAAGACUGAAUGGAAGAUGGCUAAAGUGGCCCUCUUGGUUAUCUUACUAUUUGUGAUUUCCUGGUCGCCGUACUCCGUGGUAGCUCUCACAGCAACAGCUGGCUAUGCUCAUGUCCUUACACCUUAUAUGAACUCCAUCCCUGCGGUGAUCGCCAAAGCUUCUGCCAUCCACAACCCCAUAAUCUAUGCUAUUACACACCCUAAAUACCGACUAGCCAUUGUGCGUUAUGUUCCUCUUUUCCGCCUUAUCCUGUGUGUUGGAAUGAAUAAGCACUCGUCCUCCAUCUCUACCAGUGGCGCCUCUUCUCAUCAGACAGCUCUAACCAGCCAGCAUGCCCUUGGUGUCCGGAUUGGCAAAGCCACACGUGCUAACUGCCGCUGGGGGAAGACACGGCUAUCCUCGGCUUCUGACACUGAGUCCUGCUGGACAGACAGUGAGGCUGAUGGCUCCAGUGCCAACUCGCUGCCUUUUGCCAGACGUGUGUCUACAGAGAUCUCUUCAGACACUGCCAUUCCUCCAGAGCAGCCUGGCAUGAGCACAGGAAUUGGGCAGAAAAUGGUGAAGGCUGACAGAGUUAGCAGCAUACCUGUGCCCUCCAUUAUUCUGGAACCAGAAGGAGGAGUGCUUUCUGAUGGGAAAACCUUUCUCCUAUCAGGUAACUGACAGAGGAUUGCCAAUGCGCAGCUUUGGUUUUCCUUAAUAAUCGCUUCUCUGUGUAAACUAAAAGGUUGUUCCUCACUUCUUUUUGUAUAAAUUAUGUAUGUAAUAUAACUUAAUAUAUAGGAUUCAACUGUAUUAGUUCAACUAAAACUAAAAUGUUCUUGGCAUUUUUUUUCAGAAGCAUUUAUUGACAUUGAUAUUGAAUA